GGAGGAGGAGAAGCACAUGAAGUUGAACUCAAAACAGGAAGGACAUGGUGGCAGCAGCCCGCAAUUUGCAUUGGCUUCGCAGCUAUGCAGCAACGAUCUGUUUCUCGUAGAAUGUCUGGCAAUCAACCAGCGUAUGUUGGCGGUGUUCAACCAGUUUGCGCUGCCCUAAGCUUGUAAGAGAGGCUGCUUUUCGGAUGUAGGACGUGCUGCUUCCAGGUGCGUUCCAACCGGCCCCAUAAGGAGGUCGCCGUCACAACAGCAGUGCAAAGUCUUGAAUAGACUUAUCACGUGCAUCUAUGAUAAGUUGGUCCUGAGUACAAUGGACGGUGAGAAGGACUCCCUGCCUAACAGCUUGUUGAUGGAGACGCAGCUAGAUGACAUCGAGAUAGUGGAAGAGCAAUGCUCUGCCCUCAUCUCAGAGCUGGGGCUUGUGAGAGCAAAGGUGGACCAGGCAGAGCAGAGUCUGGCUGGAAGAGUUCUGCCGGCAUUCAGAAUGCUGGUGGCACGACAUUCAGGAGCUGUGCAACAGCUAGAAGCACAGCGCCGAGACUCAAAGGCAGAAAUGGAGCGCGCACAGCAAAACUUCCUGGUGGAGAAAGAGGCCCUUCUGGUGGAGUCAAAGCUCGCUCGGCAGCGGCUUGUGCAGGAGCGGGAUGACCAGCUGGAGGAGAAGGAAAAGCUGUGGAGGCAGCUUGUGGAACUCAGGGCAAGCAGGGAAGAGGACCAGCAGCGAUCUGCAGAGAAGCUGCUCAACCUGGAGCGGAGACAGCAAGAGGAGCGCCAGCGGCUGACCGCAGCUUUGGAUGCCGAGAAGGAAGAGAAGGCCGCUCUGUCCCGCAGAUACAGCAGAGCAAAGCGGGAGGUGCAGGCCCUGCACCGCAACAAUGCGUCGCUGCUUCAGGCGGGCGUCAAUGCCAGCCAGAUCAGCAGGGCCUCAAAGAGUCCGACCUUUCUUGGAAAGGAGCUGCGGGCCUCGUUGGAACGAGUCUCUCCCCAGGCUGAUGGGGGUCACUGUUUCGCCACUCAGGGCUCUGUCGGGGGUGGCAAACCUCCGACUGCCGCUCCCAAACAGGCGGCCGCAAAGGUGGGUUUGCCGCUGUUUGCAUCAUCGGAGGGUCAGCCGUCCGGGGGACUCGUUAGGCAAACGGGAGAUGCGGUAGGGGGCCGGCCGGAGGUGGGACCGAUGCAGGCGGCUCAAGCGCCAAUGGAGGGGUUAGGAGCCAUUCGGAGCGACUCUCGCGAUCUGCAAGGCAGGGGAGAAGAGGCGAAACUUGGGGCCGGGUUAGAAGGCGGGGUAGGAUUCCGGUUGACGACGGCGGAUGAGAUGAACCAGCCAGGGAGCGGGGAGAAGCGACCACGCACUGACCUUCCAGAAGUGUUGGCGGGGGCUUGUGGAGGUAUGCCGGCGGACGGUGGGGGGUCGGGAGAGGGGUCCGGUGAAGGAGACGGCAAGGCUUCUUUGAGUCACAAGAGGAGGAAGCACGUUGGCGGGAAUGCCGAGGCGCCACCUCCUGUGUCCCCACAGCAGGGCAUGGGUGCCGACUGCCCUAUCUCGUCGAUGGAAACAUUGCUUUUGGUGCGCGGGACGGGGGGCGAGCUUACGCUUGAAGAAAGAGAAGCGGCCUGGGAGGACGGGGCUGAUCCGACUCCGCAAUCGGGAACAAAUAACGGCAUGGACGUACGGCAAAAUCUCGCAGGAAGAGAAGAGAGGCUGGAUGCGGGUCCUGUCAGGUCGGCAGGACACUUGACAAGGGGGUUCAGUGGCAAAGACGCAACCGAAGCAUGGGCCAGUCAGGCAGGAAGUGGGGGGGAGCGAACGAGGUCUGCGAGCGGAGGGGGCUCGGUGAAGAGGGACCGCUCGCAGCUUGUGUCCACGCUGAACCGACAGAUCCGGCAGGCACUGGGUGCAGAGCGAUCCGGGGGCAGGGACGGGUUAGAGGUUACCCCGUCGGUUAGCGCGGACCCCCGGGUUUUAGGAGCUCGGGACGAGAAUGAGAGGAGCGGCGCGAGUAAAGAGAGGUUGACGAGCAGCGAGGGCGGCAGCCCCAGGACGGGCCGGGGACAGGGGGAUGGUCGUACGGCCUUGCGUGACGAUCGAACGGCUGAACCACAGGUGGUGUCUGAGGGUGCAGUGCGGGACAGAGCCCCGGACUCUGACACCGAUGAGGCAGAGGUGUCGAGCCCGAAGCGGCGGCGGCGGGCCCGGUCUGCGGGGAUUGUGGGGCCGUCGGAUCUGGGCCGGGACGUGCAGCGGGGGAAGAGUGGCGAUUCUUUCUGCACAGUGCGAAAUCUCGGAACGAGCUCCGAGCUAGACGGAGGGAAGAACGUGCCCCUCAGGGCAAAGGAUUCGCUGGAAUUGGAGGAGGCCGUUGAGUUCGGGAACCGUGCAUCGAAUGUCGAGACUCGAGCUGUACCUGUGGCGAGAGCCGAGGGGCUGCCUCCGGGAGAAAAGGGACGGUGGGUCUCGGUACGGGAGGUGCCCCAGAGAGGAAGGGCACACUGGGUUCCGGUGCCAGCGGGAAGAGCUGAGCAGGUGGGGAGGAAAGAAGGCCCGAUUCGUAUGGUACAGACCAGGCUCUCACAGCCCCCCCGCAAAGACGCCCCGUUCUUCAAGGCGCCGACGUCAGCGGCAACGGGAGCGGGAGAGGGGCCCGGGCGGAAGUGGCGGGAGGCGAGCCGGGGGGUGGAGGACGACUUCCUGAGCACGCCGAUGGAAAAGGCGCUCGCAGGAAGAAGCGGGGAAGGGGGGCCGGUUGGAGGAAGUGCCCGGGUCGAUCCCCCGGGCAGACAGACGGGGCAGACGGCAAGUGACGAACCGAGGAAGGCUGCGCCGACUGGCCGGAACAGUAUGGCACGUGACCUGGGGACGGGGUCGGGGGAGCGCAGGGCCAAGGUUGAGGAGAGAACGAGGGCCGCUCCGGAGGAUACAGACCGAGUGAGCGACAGCGAGAAAGAGAACAGCCAGCCUGAUGCGGAUGCCGAGGUGACGAAUGAGGCGGGUCUAGCGCAUCCGGAUGGAGCAAGACCGGGGGGGGCUGAUCUGCGCACCGGGGACAGAGUCCCAAGAGAUGGUGAUGAUUUGCGAGGAGACCGUCCAAGAAACCGGGGCAUCCAGGUGAUCAAACCGGGCACCUAUCAGCACACUGCCGCGGAACGGGGGCGGCAGUUGGCGGCGGGCGAGGCUCCUGUGUACAAGUACAACAGCGUGGUACGGAAGAAGGACGAACGGGAGCAGCUGCAUGCAAUGGAUUGCGAAAAUUGUCGGAAGUUCUACGAAGCCGUGGAGGCCUUGGACGCGGAGGCAAUGGAGCGGCACGUGAAUAGUCGGUGCCAGGAGCAUUUGGAUGUCGCAGGCCGCCAUAGGUAUCAGUACGCGCCCCCGGCAACUCCCUCUGGCUUUUGGAAUAUCGGGUUCGAUUCAGAGACGGAAGCAGCUUCCUGAGCGUGCAGGAUUGCGUUGCUAGGUUUAGGCUGUACAUGAAAGGUUGCUGCGCAAUGGUGAUGGAAAUCGCCAUGGCAAUAGAAAGCUGGACUUCUGUCAUCUUCGUACACUUGUCGUUAAGAUCUGUACACUUGUCGUUGAUUCGUAAGGUCACUCAAGUAGCUAUUGGGUGAUCGACCGCUCUGUGCCUUGUGUCCUCGCUUUCGACAUUUCAUCCCCACAGCCAUAGGAA
Messenger RNA from Klebsormidium nitens, 3674 nucleotides. The record is from the annotation of a GenBank genome assembly. NCBI's taxonomy places the organism in Eukaryota, Viridiplantae, Streptophyta, Klebsormidiophyceae, Klebsormidiales, Klebsormidiaceae.